AUGGGACGUGAGGAGCAUGGAAGGACUUGGCAUGGACGCAGCUCAACUGGAUACGCAAAGGAAGAAGGAGGAAGCCAUCUUGAAGACCAGCUCGACCUACUCGACCAACCGGUCGAGUUCCUCAACUCGACCGGCCAAGCUUCAACUCGAUCGAGCUGGAAGUCAAAGUCAAACCCGAAAAAUGUUGCUUCCCCCUUGACUUCCUUUGACCCUAAACCUAAUCCUCUUUAGGGGAAUGGAAACCCUUUGGGCAAUGGACUCGGUCGAGCUAGGCAAACUCGACCGAUUGGUCUAGGAGAUGCUCCAAACCGCCACCAACAGAGACAAGGGAUUGUUCCACCACCAGUGCAGAACCACAACUUUGAGAUCAAGCUGGGAAUGAUCAACCUUGUUCAGAACAAGAUGUUCCAUGGAUUGCCAAGUGAAGACCCCAUUGACCACCUUUGUAACAUCCCGGGGGUGACGAUCGAGGUGCGCAACGUCCUCGUUGCGCAUAGUGAGUGGGGGGGUGAGGCCCACGGGCCGAGAUGGGCCUGCGGGUCCAGAGAGAGGGCGUGGGUGACUCACCGGGAGGGACGGUCGGGGCGUUAUAACCUUGAUGAGUUUGAUAGGCUUUGUGAUUUGACAAAGAUCAAUGGUGUCUCUGAAGAUGCCAUCAAGCUGAGACUCUUUCCUAUGUCUCUAGCUGACAAAGCUCACCAAUGGGAGAAGAGCUUGCCCCAUGGCACAAUCACCACUUGGGAUGAAUGCAAGAAGGCCUUUCUUGCUAAAUUUUUCUCCACCGGUCGCACAGCCAAGCUUAGAGGAGAGAUAUCCAGCUUCAUCCAGCGAAACAAUGAGACAUUCGCAGAGGCUUGGGAGAGGUUCAAAGGGCUACACAAGUCAGUGCCCACACCAUGGAUUCAACAAUGA
Microthlaspi erraticum is the source of this 912-nucleotide messenger RNA. The record is from the annotation of a GenBank genome assembly. Lineage: Eukaryota; Viridiplantae; Streptophyta; Magnoliopsida; Brassicales; Brassicaceae.